Dibothriocephalus latus is the source of this 525-nucleotide messenger RNA. Lineage: Eukaryota; Metazoa; Platyhelminthes; Cestoda; Diphyllobothriidea; Diphyllobothriidae. The record is from the annotation of a GenBank genome assembly.
AUGUCAAGUUUGGUUCCACGGUUUGUUCGCAGCGCCAGAAAGCCAGCUGUUCGCCGCAACCCCCGAAUAUACCCUCCAACAAAAGGUAUCUUUGUACUUACAUGUGAUUUUCAGGCAAACUUCUGCGUACAUCUUCUUCGAACCACAUUUGCCCUGAAAUCUCCCGAAUCCUCUCCGGAAAUUGUUUCGGAGCAGGCCUUCGAUCCCUCGCUAGUUUUGAUAAACGACGAAUGGAACCGGGAGACUAAAAAGCUUCGCGAGGAAUACUUCGUUUCGCAUUUUUCCGAAAAGAUAAUGGAACAUCUUACUAAGCGCCAGGACUAUGACGACAAAGAAAACGCACGCGUUGAGAAACUGAAAGAGAAGAUGUUGUCUAUGCUCGAAGGGGCAGACCGUAUGAUUACCAUUGAAAAUAUUGACUCCAGAUUAGACGAAGUUAUGCACUCCCAACCUCUGGACUUCAACUAUGCGAUCGAUAACUCUGGAAGGCCAGUAAAAUCUUCGAAGCCCUCCGCGGACAGUUAG